This is a messenger RNA of Carya illinoinensis, 540 nucleotides long. RefSeq lists its product as uncharacterized. The transcript has a single exon. Lineage: Eukaryota; Viridiplantae; Streptophyta; Magnoliopsida; Fagales; Juglandaceae. The coding region runs from base 1 to 540 and encodes 179 amino acids. The record is from RefSeq and is a predicted model, not a curated record.
AUGGCAAACUUGUACAAAAGGAAAAUAGCUGAGAACAUGGACUGCCAUAUAUGCAAACUGGUACCAGAAACUGGAGUUCAUGUGCUAUGGAACUGUGAGGCUGCAAAGAGUGUAUGGGGACAGGGUUGUAUCAAAAUUCAGAAGAUGGCAGGGAAAAGAUCCUCAUUCAGGGAGAUUUGGAGUCAGAUGGUAAAGAACCUAAAGAAAGAAGAUCUUGCAGAAGCAGCAAUUAUAGCCAGACUGAUUUGGUUCAGAAGGAACACCUUGAUCCAUGAAAAUUCCUUCACCCCUCUAGGUCUAAUUAUUCAAGCAGCUAAAAUGGAAAUGAAGAACUUCAAGGAAGCUAUGAAGAAGCCACAAUCCAGUCCAAGAUGCACCUCAGGCCAAACAUUCAAUUUAUGGAAGAAGCCACCAGAGGGUUCAUAUAAACUUAACUGGAGUGCGGGAAUUGACAAAGCAACAGCUAGAGUGGGAUUUGGAGCAAUUAUAAGAGAUCCUAAUGGCCAGGUGAUUGGAACUCUUAGGCAACAAGACCUUUAA